AUGCACUUCCAAGUUAAGUACAUAACACGCCUGAAGCACUGCGCUGCCGCUGUGCAGCACUGGAGGAUACUUGUGAGGAAACUUUGCUCUGCAACAACACAGCAGCAACGACGUGGCUUUGGAGCAACAGGACCUCAUGCAUCUGCAGGGAGCAGGAAGUACCUGGGACUGCAGAGUUGCAGACACGCGUCCGACUCUGCCUACAGCAGAGCCUUCGCUGCAGCGAGAGGCGAGCCGGAUAAAUACUGGGCCGAGGUGGGACAGGACAUAAACUGGUUUGAAACGUGGAGUAAGACUUUGCACGUUGAGGACCCCGUGUUCCCACAAUGGUUUGUGGGAGGAAAGUUAAAUAUGUGUUACAACGCUGUGGACCGUCAUGUAGAAAGUGGCCGUGGAGAGCAGCCUGCAAUCAUUUAUGACAGCCCCGUGACUGGAACUAAACAGAUAAUCACUUUCAGGGAACUUCAGGACCAGGUGUCCAGAUUAGCAGGAGUUUUUGUGAAGAAUGGGGUACAGAAAGGGGAUCUUGUUGUUAUCUACAUGCCCAUGGUGCCUCAGGCAAUGAUCACCAUGUUGGCCUGUGCCCGGAUCGGCGCCCCACACAGCCUCAUCUUUGGCGGCUUUGCUUCCAGAGAGCUGUCUGUCCGCAUUGAUCAUGCCAAACCCAAGCUGCUAGUAACAGCCUCAUUUGGCAUCGAGCCAGGCAGAAGAGUUGAGUACAUCCCUCUGGUGAAAAAAGCCUUGGAGAUGAGCUCCCACAGGCCCUCAAAAGUCCUCAUCUACAACAGGCCAAACAUGGAGAGAGUGUCACUGAGUCCAGAGUUGAGUCUCGACUGGGAUGAAGAAAUGGCUGCUGCUCAGCCACAUGACUGUGUUUCCUUGCCCUCCAACCAUCCUCUCUAUGUACUCUAUACCUCUGGGACUACUGGAACACCAAAGGGUGUUGUGAGAGACACUGGAGGCUAUGCUGUUAUGCUGAAAUGGACCAUGUCAAAUAUUUAUGGACUCAGUCCUGGAGAUGUUUGGUGGGCAGCAUCAGAUCUUGGUUGGGUGGUUGGCCACUCGUAUAUCUGCUAUGGUCCUUUGCUCCAUGGUAACAGCACAAUACUCUAUGAGGGCAAACCUGUGGGGACACCAGAUCCUGGAGCAUUUUUCCGUGUCCUGUCAGAACAUGGAGCUUCCUCAAUGUUUACAGCACCCACUGCUAUCCGGGCUAUUCGCCAGCAGGACCCAAAUGCUGCAGUGGGAAGAAAGUAUCCACUGUCCAGUUUGCAGUCAUUAUUUCUGGCAGGAGAGCGAUGCGAUGUGGAGACACUGGAAUGGGCGAAGAAAAGCUUUGGAGUUCCUGUUCUGGAUCACUGGUGGCAGACAGAAACCGGCUCGGCUAUUACCUCCUCCUGUAUUGGUCUGGGAAACUCACUCACCCCACCUGCAGGCCAGGCUGGGAAACCAGUUCCUGGUUAUAAUGUUACUGUAAUCAAUGAUGACAUGCAGGAGGUGAACCCAAGAACCCUGGGAAAUAUUGUUGUGAGGUUACCUUUACCUCCUGGAGCCGCACUGUCAUUGUGGCAGAACGAGGAUCUGUUCAAGAAGCUCUACUUCACUAGGUUCCCAGGUUACUAUGAUACCAUGGAUGCAGGUUUUUUGGAUGAAGAGGGUUUCCUUUACAUCAUGUCCCGAUCUGAUGAUGUCAUCAAUGUGGCAGGUCACAGGCUGUCAGCAGGAGCAUUAGAGGAGUCAGUGCUGCUGCACUCUGCCGUUGGAGACUGUGCUGUGGUGGGUCUUGAAGAUACUCUGAAGGGUCAUGUGCCUUUGGCACUGUGUGUUCUCAAGAAAGGAGUUCAGAAAAAGGAAAAAGAAAUAAUCAAUGAGAUUGUCAAGCUUGUGAGAGACACCAUUGGACCAGUGGCUGCCUUCAGGAGUGUGCUUUUUGUUCAUGGAUUACCAAAGACGCGCUCCGGAAAGAUACCUCGCUCCUCUUUGGCCAAUCUGAUCAAUGGAAAACCAUACAAGAUUACUCCCACCAUUGAGGACCCAGAGGUGUUCAAAGACAUUGAAAAGCUAGUGGAAAACGUUCUGAGACGUCCUGCAUCCUGA
Molecule: messenger RNA, 2097 nt
Organism: Menidia menidia (Atlantic silverside)
Lineage: Eukaryota; Metazoa; Chordata; Actinopteri; Atheriniformes; Atherinopsidae
Source: the annotation of a GenBank genome assembly